AUGAUGAUAACUUUGAAAAAAAUUUCUAUCUGGUCAUCUAAUCUCCUUACCUUACUCUUCUUCAUUGUUCUUCUCGUCCCAAAUGCUCAAUUACUUUUCAUUGAUCACCAAAAAAGGGAUUUAACACAAUGUUCGGGAUCAUAUCACAUUACGAAUAUUACGUUCUCACCAAAUCCGAUCCCUUUGUAUUUAUCCUCCUUUAACGCCAGUCUUUCUGGAACGACCGAUGUAGCUAUCACUGGCGGAACGAUCGUCGCGUCGGUAUAUGGUGUCUCUCAAACACUUCAAAUAUGCAGUUAUGUUAUGUGUCCUAUUCCUGUUGGUCCUUUUACUUUUAGUGGUACUAUAAAUGUACCAUCAAAUGUGUCUUCGUCUUGUUUUGCUCUACAAUUUACCGGUGUCAAUGUUGAAGUGCGAGCUUACGAUGCUAGUGGAA
Molecule: messenger RNA, 436 nt
Organism: Cetraspora pellucida
Lineage: Eukaryota; Fungi; Glomeromycota; Glomeromycetes; Diversisporales; Gigasporaceae
Source: the annotation of a GenBank genome assembly